AUUCACAACCAAUGACGUUCACGGCUUCAACAUUCUGCAACCAAUCACAUUCGCGGCUUCAACAUUGCUUCAACAUUCAGCGAUGAAUAUUCCCAGCUCCAAGCAAGCUUUUUUUCCUGAGGGGGCCGCCAUCGUUCGUAUUUACUCAAGCGAAAUGGCAAAAUCACACAAAGCCAUGGGAGACUCGGAGUGGAUGGCACGCCUGAGAAAGUUUGCCAGCACAGGGGCCUGGCCGGCAGGUGAGGGAAACAGGCCAGCCCCCAGGCAGACAAAGUGGUACGAGCUGUAUCAAAGGAUUGAGAAAUGCCCGAUGCAAAAACAAGGACAAAUGUCCUUGUUUGGCCAAGUGAGGAAGUGUCUGUGUGGAUUCCACACUCAGAAGGCAGCAGCAGGGCAGCAGACUGAAGCACCGAGUCCGGUGCAAGGCAUUGUGGCCCAACACACUGCAGCAGUGGGUCUGGUCCAAGCGACUGUGGGACAGCAGAGUGCAGCACUGGGACUGGGAGUGCCGGGAGCGGUGGGCCAUAAGCAGCGACCAUCAUUUAAUUUGUCAAUGUUUACAAAGCCAAGAUUUGGUGGGGCUCAUCUUGAUGCGGCAAAGCCAAAUCUAACUAAAGCCAGGCCCAGAAUAGCAACCCAGACCCAAGUCAACGACCCCACCGACGAAAGGGCCAGUUCCUCAGCCAACAUUGCUGUCUCAGCUCCAGAGUCUCAGACAGUUCCAGCUUCAGCACCUGUCCUCAGUCCAGUAGCAGUGUGUGCCACUGUGUCAACUGCUGACUCCAGGACAGAGACACCUGAAGCUGUAACAUCGCUGCCCCGUUUGUGGUCAGAGGGCUUGCCCCCUGAAGACCACAAAUGGAUUUUAAAGACAGUAAUGAAGGUGGGGCCCAAGGGAAAACUGCAGCUUCAAGACCACCUGAAGCUCUGGUUCUUUCCCCCACAACCAAGCCCUCUCUACCACCAGGCUCCUGCUCCUGACCGCUUUUUUGCACAUCCACUUCUUGUCUGGAUGCCCUACAAGUUGUGGAAAGUGAAGGUGGUCUGUCCCAACCCUGUCUGUGGACAGCAUCAGCUCACAGGAGGCGGGCUGCACAAGAGGGCACGACAGGUCCUGGAUGUGGACAGGAUCUACAAUAUGGUGACAGAGACUCUAACCUGCACCAAAUGUAGAUCCACACAUGUGUCGUGGAGCCAGACUGUCCUGAAACAACUGGACUUGGCUCACAGAUCUGAAUUUCGGGUCAUCCUGACACAAAAGUUUGCGUGUGACAUCCGGGUGAUCCGUCUUCUGCGGGAAAGAGGCCUCGGUAACAGCCCAACGCGGGUUUUAAAGCAGCUGCGAGAGAACCACACAGAGGAGUGGCUGCAUCGCGUAGCGAGGUACACCACAGAGUGUGUGGACUUCCUCCAACGCCCUGGACUGUUGCCCAUGGCAUUUCCUGAGCCUCCAGAGCCAGCUGUGGUGCCCAGCUGUAAGUGGCUCCUCUCUGUUUACAGCCAGGACAUUUUGACAAGAGUGGAUGACAUCAAGGCCAGAAUAACAUCGACCUAUGGCACCAUUCUAAAAAUGGAUUCAACCAAAAAGAUCACCAAGAAGCUUGCUGGAACAGCCAAGGGGACAGCACUCUGGCUCACCUCUGUGGGAAAUGAGUAUGGUCAGAUUCUAAUCAGUGUGCUGACCGCUCAGGAGGGAGCUGGCCUGGACAUGAUGACAGCCGGGCUAGUGAAGAGAUACCAGCAGGCUGGUGUGGAUCCCCCUGUUGCCUUAUAUGUGGACUGUGGCUGCUGUACUGAGGUAGGGGAGACCAAGCUGCAGGCAAGAUUCAGCGGGUGGCCAGACCUCACCAUAAGGCUGGAUAUAUGGCACUUCAUGCGCCGGCUUGCCCUGGGAUGCACAACAGACGCUCAUCAGUUGUACCCCAUCUUUAUGUCCCGCAUUUCUGCGUGCAUAUUUGAGUGGGAUGCAGCUGAUUUAGCUCUGUUGCGCGAAGCCAAAAAGCAACAGCUUCUCUCCCAGGGCCUCACUAGCCAUACUGAUGACAUCAGUAGACAUCUGUCCAGGGAGGAGCUGGCUCUCCAUUGUCGGAGGAGGACCCGCGGUGAGGAGACCACCACUCGGCUGCUGGAGGAGCUGCUGCAGCAGCUCAUAGGGACCAACGGCAACGACUCCCUUGGAGUUCCCCUGCUGGACAGAGAGAGGACGGAGCACAUCUGGCGUGUCCAAAGAAAGCACAUCAAGUGCAUCCAGGAUCCACCAGGUGUUUCUCUAUACAUCAGGACAGGGGAGCUCACAAAGGGUGGUGUGCGGUUGCCCAUGUUCAGAUGUGCCAGAGGCUCUACAUCAUUAGAGUCUUUCCAUCUACACCUCAACCGCUUCAUUCCAGGGACCAGUGCCAACAGCCUGAAUUUCCAAGUGUACCUGCUGGAAGGACUGCACCGGUGGAACCAGGACCGUGGUAGUGCUGCCCUGUCUACUGGACCAUCUGCUUUACGCAGCUACUCAGGUGACCUGAUUCACUGCGUCAACCAACAUUUUGAGAAGCUGUUCAGCAGGAAGAUGGUCCCGGAUUUCUGUCCACCUUCCCGUUACACUGGAGAGCUUAUUGGGAUACAGUAUCUGUUCCGGCAGACUGGUCAGGCCCUGCAGGAUAUGCACCCUGAUUCAGAGGAGACUGCUCAGUUAGUCGAGGAGCACAACAUGGAGGACAACCUGGAGGAGGAUGAGGGCUUCUCUGAUGUCACAGAUGACCCCACAGUGCUGCUCCUGGAGGUUCAGGCUUCAGCCUCUUCUUCCUCCGCCACAUCCACCCUGGCUCCUUCCUCCUCUGCCACAUCCACCCUGGCUCCUUCCUCCUCUGCCACAUCCACCCUGGCUCCUUCCUCCUCUGCCACAUCCACCCUGGCUCCUUCCUCCUCUGCCACAUCCACCCUGGCUCCUUCCUCCUCUGCCACAUCCACCCUGGCUCCUUCCUCCUCUGCCACAUCCACCCUGGCUCCUUCCUCCUCUGCCACAUCCACCCUGGCUCCUUCCUCCUCUGCCACAUCCACCCUGGCUCCUUCCUCCUCUGCCACAUCCACCCUGGCUCCCAGCACAUCUGCAAUGGCCUCUGGUGCAUCAAUUCUGCCCUCUAGUUCAUCCUCUGAGGCUGGAGUCGAUGCUCAAGAUGAAGAUAUGGCUGUUGACGACAGAAAUAUUCCGGGGUACCAGUACCAGUAGCCAUGCCCAUAUCUGUGGUUCAGAGCACCAUGCCACAAACCAGUGGAACUACCACCACGGCGGACGCUGGAGCUUCUACAAAAAGGCCAUACAAACGCACUGUAGAAGCCAAUACAUGUAAGAAGUGUGGCCAGUUCCGCACCGCAGACACUGGACACAGUCAUUACCGUGGCAGAGUGUAUUGCCCUCAGUCAGAGACUCUUACAAAAGCUCAGUGGCUGGAGGAAAUGAGAAAAAAAUUCUCCAAAUAAUCAUGUACAUGUACUGUAAAUAGUAGUUGUAAUAAUAGUUGUAUUAUACUGUAAAUAGUUUAAAAUAGUGUUUGUUUGAUAAUUGAUUUCUG
Messenger RNA from Sander lucioperca (pikeperch), 3563 nucleotides. RefSeq lists its product as uncharacterized. The record is from RefSeq and is a predicted model, not a curated record. The transcript has 14 exons. NCBI's taxonomy places the organism in Eukaryota, Metazoa, Chordata, Actinopteri, Perciformes, Percidae. The coding region runs from base 83 to 3220 and encodes 1045 amino acids.